Molecule: messenger RNA, 1319 nt
Organism: Pichia membranifaciens NRRL Y-2026
Lineage: Eukaryota; Fungi; Ascomycota; Pichiomycetes; Pichiales; Pichiaceae
Exons: 1
Coding region: 240-1181 (313 amino acids)
Cellular component (GO): cytosol
Molecular function (GO): aldose reductase (NADPH) activity
Source: RefSeq, a predicted model, not a curated record
AUGUUAGUAAAAGCCACUCCUUCUACGUAAUGUAUCCGUAAUCACUGAGUUUUCAUCUGUACGAUGCCAGAUAAAUAAUGGGACAUGCUUCACCUUUGCGCCCUCGUCGUUCGAAGAUUUAUUUAUACCUUCUCCCUUGCACCUUAUAGUGUUUUAUUCCUCUAAACACAAUUAGGUUUUUAACGGUAUAACUCAAGGGGAUUUCAACAGCUAAAGAAUAUCCAAAGCAUAGGUUGACAAUGGCUAGUGCAUCGAGCGUGACAGUGAAGUUAAACACCGGGGCGGAAAUCCCACUUUUGGGUUUCGGUACAGUUUCGGAGGACAAUGUCGAAAAUUUCAAGGAAGCUUUGACGGCAGCUCUAGUAGAUGCAAAGUACAAGCACAUUGACACUGCAUGGUGGUACAACACUGAACCAUAUAUCGGUGAGAUUUUGGAAAGCUUGGAUAAGUCCGGUAAAAUAAAAAAAGAAGACAUCUUUAUUACUACCAAGGUGUGGCCCUGCUUUUGGAAUGACCCUGAGAACUCAAUCGAAAUAUCCUUGAAAAACUUGAAGUUGGACAAGGUUGAUUUACUAUUACAGCAUUGGCCUGUUUGCUUUCAGAAGGUUGAAGACUCUAAUGGUAGAGUUGGGUUACCUAAAGAUGCUGCAGGCAAUAUUCUCUAUGACAAGAAUGGAGACUACUUGGUAACUUACAAAAAGUUGCUCAAGUUGAAAGACGAGGGAAAGGCAAAAGCUGUCGGCGUCUCUAACUUCACAAUCGAGAUGCUUGAGCGUGUUAUCAAGGAGACAAACGUAGUUCCUGCUUGCAACCAAGUUGAGAUGCACCCACACUUACCCCAAUUGGAUCUUUAUAAUUACUGUACCGAAAAGGGCAUUGUUUUGGAAGCAUAUUCACCAUUUGGCUCCUCUGGUGCUCCCAACCUAAAGAUUCCACUAGUGAAAGAGCUAGCUUCCAAAUAUGACGUUACCCCGGCUGACAUUAUUGUGAACUACUCAAUUGCCAAAAAGAUCGUUAUUCUUCCACGUUCUUCAAAUGCUGAAAGAGUUAAAAAGGGUUACAAAUUGAUCAAUUUGGAAAAAUCAGAGGUUGAUGCGUUGGACCAGUUUGGUGUCACCCAUCCUCAAAGAUUUGUUAACGAUCCUUGGGGUAAGGGCCUUGGUUUUGAACACUGGGGUUAAUUUCUGUCUAAUUAUGUAUACAGUCCUUUUUUACAAUUUUUUGAUUUACAUCCAGAAAGGAUGUCUGUUUUUGAUAUGUGUAUUCGAAUUAUUUUUGUGACAAACACACUUUUCGACAUUGUUGAAACAAUACUGUCA